Magnolia sinica is the source of this 2706-nucleotide messenger RNA. RefSeq names its product cyclic nucleotide-gated ion channel 1-like. Gene Ontology annotation, cellular component: membrane. Gene Ontology annotation, biological process: transmembrane transport; monoatomic ion transport. Bases 373 to 2508 code for a protein of 711 amino acids. The transcript has 8 exons. Lineage: Eukaryota; Viridiplantae; Streptophyta; Magnoliopsida; Magnoliales; Magnoliaceae. Gene Ontology annotation, molecular function: monoatomic ion channel activity. The record is from RefSeq and is a predicted model, not a curated record.
ACGACGAGUCCUUGUAUCAGCGUACCUACGCUAAAAUCAAAGCCUCCUCUGUCUCUUCUACCAACUCAGGGAGAUCCAUUGCCCUUGAAAUAUCCAACUAUCCUCUCUCUCUUCUCUGAUCGUCGCCAUCGUUCUCCGACUGUCGAUUCUACAACAGCUUGAGUCAUUUUUUUGCCAGACAGCCCUUUACCACAUUCUAAACUGGAGGAAGGGGGAAAGUUGUACAUUUGAGGUUAAUCUUUCUCAAGGGCUGGCAGUUGAACUUUUGACUGAUCACUGAAUACAUCUAUUGCUUGGAAUACGUUUAUUGUCGUUGAUAGUUCCAAGGUUGACUCACUAUAUUGGACCCUAUAAGGCAAACAAGCUAGAGUUAUGUAUCAUCAAGAGGAGAAAUUUGUGAGGUUUCAGGAUUGGCGUUUAGAGAAAUCUGUAAGUUCUGCAGAGGUUAGAGAAUCUUCUGGAAAGGUUAGAAGAACAAUAAGCUCUGCUUCAGAGAGCAUCCGAAGAGGUUUUGAACGGGGAUCUGAAAGACUUAAGUGCAUUAAGAAAUCAUUUCAAUUUCGUUCUCCAAGAGAUUCCUCUACGAAAGAUUUCAGCUCGAGGAAGAUUCUUGAUCCUCAGGGAGCAUUUCUUCAAAGAUGGAAUAAGAUAUUUCUUCUGUCAUGUGUGAUUGCUGUGUCUGUGGACCCCUUGUUCUUUUACAUCCCAGUUAUCCGUGGCACUGGCCAAAAGCAAUGCCUUGGUUUGGAUCAUAGAUUGGAAAUUGCAGCUAGUGUUUUGCGUUCCUUCACUGAUGCCUUUUAUCUACUUCAUAUUGUCUUUCAAUUUCGUACGGGUUUUAUUGCUCCUUCUUCUCGAGUAUUCGGAAGGGGUGUUUUGGUUGAAGAUUCUUUGGCAAUAGCAAGGAGAUAUUUGUCAUCAUACUUCCUAAUUGAUGUUCUUGCAGUUCUUCCCUUACCCCAGGUGAUUAUAUUGUUUAUAAUACCCAAAUUGAGAGGGUCGGCACCAUUGCAUGCAAAGAACCUAUUGCGAUUUAUUAUUUUACUCCAGUAUGUACCCAGGCUUGUACGGAUCAUUCCUCUAUACAGGGAGGUCACAAGAUCGUCUGGCAUAAUCACUGAAACUGCAUGGGCUGGAGCUGCUCUCAAUCUCUUUCUUUACAUGCUUGCAAGUCAUGUUGUUGGAGCCCUUUGGUACCUAUUUGCCAUUGAACGCCAAGAUACAUGCUGGCACAGAGCCUGCCGCGACCAUGGAUCAUGCAAGGUUGAAUCUUUGUAUUGUCAAGGGGAGGGUGCAGGAGGCAAUAGCUUUCUAAGUGAUUCUUGCCCUAUUGUAAAGCCAGAGGACACGACCCCACCUUUUGACUUUGGAAUAUAUUAUCCCGCUCUCGAAUCCGAGAUUGUCCAAUCAAGAAAUUUUCCACAGAAGUUCUUUUACUGCUUUUGGUGGGGACUACAAAAUCUGAGUGCUCUUGGCCAAAAUCUGCAAACAAGUACUUAUGUUUGGGAGAUUUGCUUUGCGGUUCUCAUUUCCAUCUGUGGCUUGGUUUUAUUUUCACUUCUCAUUGGCAAUAUGCAGACAUAUCUGCAGUCCACCACUGUGAGAUUGGAAGAGAUGAGAGUUAAAAGGCGAGACGCGGAGCAAUGGAUGUCUCACCGUCUGCUUCCCGAUAACCUGAGGGAGCGGAUCCGUCGAUACGAACAAUAUAAGUGGCAAGAAACAAGAGGGGUCGAUGAAGAGCUUCUGCUUCACAAUCUUCCCAAGGACCUCAGGAGAGAUAUUAAGCGCCAUCUCUGCUUGGCAUUACUCAUGAGGGUUCCGAUGUUUGAGAAGAUGGAUGAGCAACUCUUGGAUGCCAUGUGUGACCGUCUCAAGCCGGCCCUGUACACUGAAGAUAGCUACAUUGUCCGUGAGGGCGACCCAGUCGAUGAAAUGCUCUUCAUAAUGCGGGGAAAGCUGGAGACAGUAACUACCAAUGGUGGAAGAACUGGCUUCUUCAAUGCCGAUUUCCUCAAGGCUGGGGACUUCUGUGGAGAAGAGCUUCUCACAUGGGCACUGGACCCACACUCUUCCUCCAACCUCCCGACCUCAACAAGAACAGUACGGGCGUUGACUGAGGUAGAAGCCUUUGCUCUCAUGGCUGACGACUUGAAAUUCGUUGCAUCCCAGUUCCGGAGGCUCCACAGCAAACAGCUCCGCCACACUUUCCGGCUCUACUCACAACAGUGGAGAACAUGGGCUGCCUGUUUUAUACAAGCUGCUUGGCGCCGUCACUGUAGGAAGAAGCUCGAAGAGUCCCUCCAUGAGGAAGAGGAUAGGCUGCAAGCUGCACUUGCGACGGGUGGUGGCAGCUCACCGAGCCUCGUUGCCACCAUCUACGCGUCACGGUUUGCCGCCAACGCACUGCGGGCAUUGCGGCGCAAUGGCGCGCGCAAGACCAGGUUGCCGGAGAGGUUGCCACCCAUCUUGCUCCAGAAGCCGGCUGAGCCAGAUUUUACAGCAGAAUGAAGACGUAUGUUAAUGGCCUAUCCUGUUUUUGUAUUAAAAUAUCAGUUCCUCGGGAGCUUGUGUCUGCGUUUCGUUGUAUUUUUGGUAGAUAAACUGCAACGCUGGAAGAAUAUUCGGGUUUUGUGUUCUUGUAUCGUUUGUACCAGAAGUUCUGUACAGAAAAUGUAGGCUAAUAGCAGUUUCUUGUUUGGUUCUCAA